ACUUUUUUUCGUUUUGGUUGCAAAUUUUCGUUAUAACAGCCAAAAAAUAUGUUUCUAAAACAAAUUCAUUAAACGCAUCCCACAAAUUUAACUUUACAAAUUGUAAAUAUCGCUCUCAACGUUCAAGGCCUGACAAAAACUACCUGCAAAUAUGAAUGUGCGGAGCAUUAACCUUCUGAAGCACUCUUGGCGCACAUUCCCACGCCGCUUCGCCACAAAGGUGACGACGGUUGGUGGCGAUGAGAUUGGCAGCGGCACCGGUAUUGGAAAAAUCACCGGUCGCGUACGUAACACCGAUGGCCCACACCGAGUAAACACGCCCUCGAAAGAAGUGGUUACUCAACUGCCGCCUCUGACAGAGCCAUUGCCUGACUUACCAGAAGCGAUAUAUGCAAAGCCUAUGGCUGAGAGCGCUGCUACCAAAGUUACCACUCUCAUUAAUGGCCUGCGUAUUGCGUCUGAGCCGCGCUAUGGUCAGUUCUGCACCGUAGGUCUAGUGCUGGACUCAGGACCACGCUAUGAGGUAGCCUAUCCUAGUGGCGUUUCGCAUUUCCUCGAGAAGCUCGCGUUUAAUUCCACGGUGAACUUUCCAAACAAAGAUGCCAUACUAAAAGAGUUGGAGAAGAACGGUGGUAUUUGUGAUUGUCAAAGUUCACGUGAUACGUUAAUAUAUGCUGCCAGUAUUGACAGUCGUGCCAUUGACUCGGUAACACGUCUAUUAGCGGAUGUUACGUUGCGACCCACGCUUAGUGAGCAGGAGGUGAAUUUGGCCAGGCGGGCAGUAAGUUUUGAACUGGAAACGUUGGGAAUGCGGCCAGAGCAGGAACCAAUACUCAUGGACAUGAUACACGCGGCUGCCUACAGCGAUAACACACUGGGUUUGCCGAAGCUCUGCCCGCAGCAAAAUUUGGACGACAUCGAUCGUAAUGUACUUCUAAAUUAUUUGAAAUAUCAUCACACGCCUGAGCGCAUGGUCAUCGCUGGCGUUGGUGUUGAUCAUGAUGAAUUGGUACAUUAUGUGAGAAAGUAUUUUGUGGAGGAUCCAGCGAUUUGGGAUAAUGAAACAAUGCAAGAAGGUGGACCUAAGCUUGUGGACACGUCGGUGGCGCAGUAUACAGGUGGUUGCGUUAAAGAAGAAUGCGAAAUUCCAAUCUAUGCUGCAGCUGGCCUCCCAGAGUUGGCACACGUAGUUCUCGGCUUUGAAGGCUGCUCCCAUCAAGAUUCGGACUUCGUGCCAUUAUGCGUACUAAACAUUAUGAUGGGUGGCGGUGGUUCCUUUUCGGCCGGCGGACCAGGCAAAGGAAUGUACUCUCGUCUUUAUACGAAAGUACUGAAUCGCUAUCACUGGAUGUACAGCGCAACAGCUUAUAAUCACGCCUAUGCAGACACUGGUCUGUUUUGCAUACAUGGAAGUGCGCCGCCGCAGCAUGUGCGGGACAUGGUGGAGGUGCUAACGCGUGAGCUAGUCAAUAUGGCCAGUGAGCCUGGACGGGAGGAAUUAAUGCGCUCGAAAAUACAGUUGCAAUCGAUGUUGCUUAUGAAUUUGGAAUCGCGACCGGUUGUAUUCGAAGAUGUUGGCCGGCAAGUGCUAGUCACUGGCAAACGCAAGCGACCAGAACAUUUCAUCAACGAGAUUGAAAAAGUCUCUGCUUCGGACAUCCAACGGGUGGCCCAGCGAAUUCUCAGUUCGCCCCCUUCCGUCGCCGCUCGAGGUAACAUCAGAACCCUUCCCGACAUGAACCAAAUAUCAAGUUUACUAAAUGUUGCGGGACGCACGCUGAGCCAGAGACUGUCGCUUUUCAAAUAACCUCACAAAUGCGAACGUAUAAGCAACGAAGAGCAUUUCACAUUGUUCAAUUUGUAUUGCAUUUUUAUUACCAUGGGUACAUACACCAGCCAGGUGUUUGUUUAAAUUAGAAAUUAUGCCAAAAUCUAA
Molecule: messenger RNA, 1936 nt
Organism: Scaptodrosophila lebanonensis
Lineage: Eukaryota; Metazoa; Arthropoda; Insecta; Diptera; Drosophilidae
Product: mitochondrial-processing peptidase subunit alpha
Exons: 6
Coding region: 152-1807 (551 amino acids)
Cellular component (GO): mitochondrion
Molecular function (GO): metalloendopeptidase activity; metal ion binding
Source: RefSeq, a predicted model, not a curated record